AUGUCACCUACACAAUCCACUGCCCAAGUCUUAAGCACGAUACACCGACGUCAUGACCAAGACAGCUCUAAGGAUCGUGCUUCUUCGCCCUCGUCGAGAUCAUGGUCGUCAAAUGUUAGCAAAAGACUUUCAAGAAGUCAUAAGGCGAAACAAUACAACAAACCUUCUGACAGCCAGAGACGUGUACGGCCUGGACGAGCUCCUGGAACACGGCAUCGCACGUGGGCUCCACCGCUCGUCCUGGUGUCCAUGUUUCUCUGCUUCUACGCCGUCAACCCACACGAGUCCAACAUAAUCCACCACUUCCUCUUCCUGUCCUACAAGCAAAAGGACCCAGACGAUGACCCCAGCUCCUCACCAGCGCCCUCUUAUUACGGCAAGGGACCAUGGGACCUGGCCUUCGUCUUCUUUUACACCAUCGUCCUGUCCUUCACGCGCGAGUUCCUCAUGCACGAGGUCCUCAGACCCCUCGCACGCGCCUGCGGCAUCACCUCACCGCGCACGACGUCCCGCUUCACAGAGCAGAUGUACACUGCCUGCUACACUGCGCUCAGCGGACCCCUCGGUCUGCUCGUUAUGCGGCGCACCCCGGGGCUGUGGUACUUUGAGACGCGCGGCAUGUACGAAGGGUACCCGCACCAGGCACACGAGGGCCUCUUCAAGUUCUACUACCUGUUCCAGGCGGCGUUUUGGAUCCAGCAGGUUGUUGUGAUGGUGCUGGGCCAGGAGCAGCGCCGCAAGGACUUUAGAGAGUUCGUGGCGCACCAUGUCGUUACGGUGGCGCUGAUCGGACUGAGCUAUCGGUUUCAUUUUAUGCGGAUUGGCAUCGCAAUCUACGUGACCCACGACAUCAGCGAUGGCCUCCUCGCGAUUGUGAAAUCGCUCAACUACGCGCAAAGCAGCCUCCAGGCUCCCGUGUACGCCCUCUGCAUGGCCUGCUGGAUCUACCUGCGCCACUACAUCAACCUGCGAGUUCUCUAUUCCAUCCUCACCGAGUUCUCCGCGGUUGGGCCCUUCGAGCUCGACUGGGCCGCAGAGCAGUACAAGUGCCGGAUCUCGCAGGUUGUUACCUUUGGGCUGCUGGCGGGGCUGCAGGCUCUCAACCUUUUUUGGUUGUACUGUCUUUUUCGCAGUGCGUAUCGGUUCGUGAUGUUGGGCAUUGCCAAGGAUGACCGGUCUGAGGCUGAGGAGUCGGAAGGGGAAGAGGUGGACAAUACUGUCAAGGGUCGCCGGCCUGGAGGAGAGACUAGGAUACGUGUGGAGUAA
Cryphonectria parasitica EP155 is the source of this 1266-nucleotide messenger RNA. RefSeq lists its product as uncharacterized. Gene Ontology annotation, molecular function: sphingosine N-acyltransferase activity. The coding region runs from base 1 to 1266 and encodes 421 amino acids. Lineage: Eukaryota; Fungi; Ascomycota; Sordariomycetes; Diaporthales; Cryphonectriaceae. Gene Ontology annotation, biological process: ceramide biosynthetic process. Gene Ontology annotation, cellular component: membrane. The transcript has 2 exons. The record is from RefSeq and is a predicted model, not a curated record.